Molecule: messenger RNA, 3716 nt
Organism: Ziziphus jujuba (common jujube)
Lineage: Eukaryota; Viridiplantae; Streptophyta; Magnoliopsida; Rosales; Rhamnaceae
Product: disease resistance protein RPV1-like
Exons: 4
Coding region: 314-3550 (1078 amino acids)
Biological process (GO): defense response; signal transduction
Molecular function (GO): protein binding; ADP binding
Source: RefSeq, a predicted model, not a curated record
AAACAGAGUACCUAAUUUCCAGGCAGUAAAGGACCAAACACGCUUCCUUACUUUUUCAUUUGUUUUCAUUUUUAUUAUUUUUUCCUUGUUUCCGGGAAGGUUCCCACACAAUGUGUAGUCCUUGGAUAAAGUAAACCUAGAAACGCGCAAAGCUGGAAUGGAAUUCUAUGGGCAGAUCUUAGCUUAAUUUUAUAUGUAGGUGUUACUAAUUUGCAUUCCUUCUUCUUAGUCCGAUUACUGAACAAAUCUGACCUCUCUGAUAAUUAUAUAGGCCCUUUGAGCUAUAUUCUUAUCAUCCCUUCCACUUGCAACUAUGAAAAGAUCUUACUUUGCUUUUUCUUCUUCUUCUUCCCGUAGAACAGAAUAUGAUGUGUUUCUGAGUUUUAGGGGUGAAGACACCCGCAACAAUUUUACAAGUCAUCUCUGUGCAGCUCUUUGUAAGAAAGGAAUCUACACCUUCUUAGACGAUGAUAAACUUGAGAGAGGCAAAUCCAUUUCCCCAGAAUUGUUGAAAGCCAUCGAAAAGUCACGCUGUUCGGUCAUCAUUCUGUCGGAAAACUAUGCUUCUUCGAGUUGGUGUUUGGACGAACUUGUCAAGAUUCUUGAAUGUAGGGAGGCCUAUAAACAGAUUGUUCUGCCAAUUUUCUACCAUGUGGAUCCAUCUCAUGUACGGAACCAGAUUGGAAGUUUUGGAGAACCAUUCCAGAGAUAUGAACAAGAUUUUAGUCAAAAGGUGCAUAGAUGGAGGAAUGCUUUAACACAAGUUGCUUGUCUUGCUGGAUAUGCUUUACAUGAUGGGAAUGAAGCAAAAUUUACAGAAGACUUUAUCGUAGAGGUAUCAAAUAAACUUGGUGUUGCACAGUUAAACAUUUCAGAGGACCUUUUUGGUAUGGAUUCACGUCUGGAGAAAUUAAAUGUUUGUGUUUGUACUUCAUCAUUGGAUAAUGUUCACUUUAUUGGAAUUUGUGGGUUGGGAGGAAUUGGGAAGACAGCUCUUGCCAAAGCUUAUUAUUAUAGGAUGUCUUCUCAAUUUGAAGGUUGCAGCUUCCUUGCAAAUGUUAGAGAAGUUUGUGAAAAGAAGGAAAAUUGUCUUGUGUAUUUGCAAAAUCUUCUCCUUUCAGAUAUUCUAAAUGGUUUUCCUACAAAAGUAAGAGAUAUUCAUAAAGGAAUGGACAUGAUAAGAAGUAGGUUAUGCCAUAAGAAAGUACUUGUUGUCCUCGAUGAUGUUGACAAAUUAGACCAGCUAAAAGCAUUAGCCGGGAAAAGAAAUUGGUUUGGCUCUCGAAGUAGAAUAAUUGUAACUACUAGAGAUGAAAGUUUGCUUCUAAGUACAUAUAUAGAGUGUAAAAUAUAUAGAGUUGAGGAAUUGAAUUAUAGUGAAGGUCUUCAACUUUUUUCUCACAAAGCCUUCAAAAGUACUCAUCCGUCAAAGGAAUAUGAGAAGUUGUCUAAACAAGUGAUAGCUUAUGCUGACGGUCUUCCAUUAGCUUUAGAAGUACUAGGUUCCUUUUUAUGUGGAAAAAAUGUAAAUCAAUGGGAAAGUGCUUUGGAUAGGCUGAAGGAGUAUCCAAAUAAGGAGGUUAUGAAAGUACUUCAAAUCAGUUUUGAUGGACUUGAGGAAACAGAGAAAAGUAUUUUCCUAGAUAUUGCAUGCUUCUUUGAAGGACUUUCUAAAGAUUAUGUCAUACAAAUUAUGGGUGAUUGCGGUUUCUAUCCAGAAAUCGGUAUAAGAGUUCUCAUUGAUAAAUCUCUCCUAAAUGUUGACAAGUAUGGUGAUCUUCGGAUGCAUGACUUACUGCAAGAGAUGGGAAAGGAAAUUGUUCGGGAAAAAUCUCGCAACGAAUCCGGAGGAUGCAGUAGAAUAUGGGAUUAUGAUGAUUUAUGUCAUGUUUUAGAGCAUAACACGGGAACAAAAGUGGAAGCCAUAGUAUGCUGUCCUGUAGAACCAAAAAAAUUGAUUUGCAAUUUUGAAGCCUUCUCAAACAUGAAGAAGUUAAGAUUGCUCAUUCUUCAUAAUCUUGCCUUGGAAAUGAGAGAUUGUCACACACUGAAUAUUGGAUAUCUUUCUAAAGAGUUACGAUGCCUUCAGUGGCAUGUAUUUCCUGCCAAAUAUUUGCCAUCAAAUUUUUUCCAACGAGGUGGACUUGUUGAAUUGAAGUUGUGGUUGAGCAAACACCUUUGGAACAACCCUAUCAAGCCUUUAAACAAGUUGAAAACAAUUGUCUUACGUCAUUCAACAAAUUUAAGAAAGUUUGAAGACUUCGGGGUGGUUCCCAAUCUAGAGCGGUUGAUUCUUGAAGGUUGUGUGAAUCUAGUGGAGAUUCACCCAUCCCUUACACUUCUUGAAAGGCUUACCAUCUUGAACUUGAAAGGUUGCAUUGGUCUACAAAAUCUUCCAACAAGCAUGGUUGGUCUAAAAUCUCUCAAUUUUCUAAACCUUGAAGGUUGUGUAAGCCUUACCCACUUACCAGAGGACUUGGGGCUUUUAAAUAGUUUAGAGGGGCUUAAUUUGGGAGGCAUUUCUGUAGAAGACAGGGAUCUACCAUCUUCCAUUGCACUUCUUGAGAACCUUAAAACACUAUCUUGGAGCGGAGGACGACAAUGGAACAAUAUGAUGAAUAUCAUUGUUGGAAAAGAUCUCUCAUCAUCAGCUGGUCUUUUCUCUUUGAAAAAGUUGGAACUAAGCAGCUGCGGUCUUGGGAAUGGAGCAUUUCCUGAAAAUUUUGGGUGCUUAGUUUCUUUGGAAGUUUUAAACCUUAGCAAUAAUGAUUUUUCUCGCCUACCUGUCAGUUUCAAUAAACUAUCCAAGCUUGAUAUUCUGAAAUUAAGCUACUGUAGAGAUCUACAAUCGUUGGGGCCAGAGCUUCCUCCUGGUCUACGAAAGGUUCUUCUCGAGUACUGUUCUUCAUUGGACACGUUUCUUGAUGCAUUAAUGAACAAGCAAUACAACUUGGCGUGCUCUUUAAAUUGCGUGGGAUGCUUGAAAUUGGCAACAAGGCAGAGCAGCGAAAGGGCAGCAUUUACAUUACUUAAAAGACGCCUUCAGAAUAAAUCCUGCGUCGUAUUUAAUUUUAUUCUUCCUGGAAAUGAAAUUCCAUCUUGGUUCACUCAGACAAGUUUCGAGCCCUCCAUAAAUUUACAACUAGAUCCGAAUUGGUGCAACCGUAAGUGGAUGGGUUUUGCUCUUUUUUCAUGCUUUCUUAUAGCAAGCCCAAGUUUUGGGUUUGAUGUAAUGAUUGAUCAUGAAGAGGGCCCUGUAUGUGGAUUUGGACAAGUGCCCACUUAUAAAGGAAACGUGGUCUCAGCGGUUGAUUCCCCAGUGGAUCACCUUUGGAUAGCGUAUCUGCCUCGUGAAAUGAUCCCGGUCAAUCAAGAGUGGUUAAACAACUGCAGUCGGCUAACGUUUUCAUUUACAACAAAAGACUUGGAUGGUAAAACAUAUUCAAACAAGCUCGUUAGAUCGUGUGGUGUCCGUUUGGUGUAUGAGCAAGACAUAGAAGAUAUGAACCCAAUUUUCAGCAACGACAUCGAAUAUCCUCUUGAAGGAUGAGGAGAAAAAAAAAAUAAAAAUUACUCCACCUUGUAUAUAUAAAUUAUAUUUUAAUUUUGGUUGUAGCUUAAUAUAGUUAUUGUCAAUUUUGCUUGUGUUACGUGCAGAUAUUGCAUUUUAACUGUUUUUAAAUAACAAUGCUGCAUGGGCAUUCCCUUUUAUUUUA